Molecule: messenger RNA, 1362 nt
Organism: Hypoxylon trugodes
Lineage: Eukaryota; Fungi; Ascomycota; Sordariomycetes; Xylariales; Hypoxylaceae
Exons: 2
Coding region: 1-1131 (376 amino acids)
Biological process (GO): methylation
Molecular function (GO): methyltransferase activity
Source: RefSeq, a predicted model, not a curated record
AUGGAAGCGUCCGCAUUGACUCAAGUAGUGAAGCCCCUCUACUCCUUUCUUUUUCCCGACCACGAUGCAAACGGUCCAAGGUUGAACAACGAGUCAUCCGAGCAUGGAAAAUGUCAGGAUAUAUCCGCGGAUAAGUCCAUCACGAGAUAUCUUCUAGAAAGGAGUGCUGAUUUUCGGGAGCUCACCGAACUCCGGCGGAAGGGAUGGGAAAACCCCGAGGGUGAUGUUUAUUUUCGGAAUCAACGAAGAAAUGCAGACAAUUGUGACGAUCAGACUGCUCAACACUUCUUCAGGAUGAUGAUGAAGAUCGGGGAGGAAAUUCACCAAUCCACCAACGCCUUCGCGAUACGUUCGCGGGAACCAAGAAUCUUGGACAUGUGCAUGGCACCUGGAGGUUUUCUUGCGACAGCCUUGAAACACAACCCGGGUGCUAAGGGACUGGCAUUUAGCUUGCCCCCCUCUAGCGGUGGGCACAGGGUGCUUAUUCAAAAUUCUUCGGCCGUUGAGCAGAGGUUCCUAGAUAUCACGAUGUUAGCCGCCGAUAUGGGCGUUGAGGAGAUUCCCAAGGAUCAUCCGGACGCCGGUAACUUCUUAUCACAGCAGCUUAGACCUAACCAACUAUUCGAUCUAGCUUUAUGUGACGGCCAAGUUCUCCGAACGCAUGAGCGUUCCGAAUAUCGAGAGAAGCGAGAAAGCAGAAGGUUAACAGUCGUUCAAUUGGCUCUUAGUCUUGAAUAUCUCAGGCCAGGAGGCGCUAUGGUCGUUCUGUUGCAUAGACUUGAGGCCUGGGACACUGCAGACUUGCUGCGGGCAUUCUGUAAGUUUGCCACCGUACGAACUUUGAAACCCACAACAAGUCACACCAGACGUUCCUCGUUCUACAUGGUCGCCACCAGAAUUCAGAGCCGACAUCCGGAAGCCAUCCGGUUAGUUGAGAGUUGGAAAAAUAUAUGGAAGAUCGCCACGUUUGGAUCGGACGAGGAUUACCAACGAGCGCUCAGAAACGACAGUUCCAAUGCGGAAAAGUUGCUUGAGGAAUUUGGCCCCAGGCUUGAAAGGUCAGGGUCGCGAAUUUGGAAGGUUCAGUCUAAUGCUCUCGCCAAAGCACCCUGGUGUAAGGAUCGGAAAUAGGAGUAAGUGUAAUUGAUUACUGGAAUGAUUACUUCUACCACCGCACCCUCUGGAAGCAGGCAUAUUCGCAUAACCGAGAAGAUUAGCAAGUUGAGGCAGUUCGGCAUAUGAGGACGUGUAGUAUAGAGGGAUAGCUUACGGACGGACGGCACGUUUGUGACUUAUAUAAUUUGAUAUAUCUCGGGAUACUCACAUCCGUACAAUUCCAAACAUAUUCCCAGUAAAUGCGCU